This is a messenger RNA of Hibiscus syriacus, 1343 nucleotides long. RefSeq lists its product as uncharacterized. Gene Ontology annotation, biological process: regulation of DNA-templated transcription. Bases 37 to 939 code for a protein of 300 amino acids. Gene Ontology annotation, cellular component: nucleus. Lineage: Eukaryota; Viridiplantae; Streptophyta; Magnoliopsida; Malvales; Malvaceae. The record is from RefSeq and is a predicted model, not a curated record. The transcript has 8 exons.
ACUUCGGACAGGAAUACUGCUAUCCAGCUAAUUGAAAUGAAGGUCCCUAAGAAGUGUGAUCAAGGAGAAGAUGAAAAGCUAAACAAUGCAGCUCCCAUAGUAAAGAGCAAGCCAGUUAAUAAGUCUCCAAAUGCUAAGAAGAAAAAUGUAGAAGUCAAAAGUGAAGCUUCUGAUGAUGAUAUCAUACUGCCUCAAGGCACAUUACUAAACUGUGUCGUUGGCAUUGACUUGCCUGCUGAGGAUGUUGGCCAUGCCUUGCAUUUUCUAGAAUUUUGUGAAGCUUUUGGAGAGGUUCUCAAUAUGAAGAAAGGACAGUCUCAGCUGUUACUUAGAGAGUUAUUUACUGGAAAAAGCAAACUCAAACACAAACUACGUUAUCCUUUGAUUGUGCAGUUUCAUAUUCAACUGAUUUCCAUGAUGCAAAAGGAUUUGGGAAAAGAAUAUCCUUGCCUUAGUCGGGAUUUAAGUGAGAAUUCAUGGGUUAAAGUGCUUGGAGAAUACAUCAGUGAUUCUCAAACCCCAUUAAAGCAGUCACUGUCGGAUUGCUUAGAUAUGAGUGAUGAUAGAUAUGAGAAAUUAAAUUCCUCUAGAAAACUCAGACUCUUAAAUUUUCUAUGCGAUGAAGCUCUUGCAACCUCAGAAUUCAGAAGCUGGAUCGAUGAACAAAACUUGAAAUUUGUUGAAAAAGAAAAGAAAGCGAAAGAAAAACUUCUUUCUCGAAGAGAGAGGGAGAGAAACAUGGAAAAGGAGAUGAAGCAGAAGUUGCAGGAUGAGAUAGCCAAAGCUAUUAUCAUGAUAAACGGUGCUCCUCUUUCCAUUUCGGAGAAUGAAGAGCUUAUUUCAAGGAUCAAGAAAGAAGUGGCUCAAACUCUUGCAGGUACAUUGGAAGUGUCUGAGACAGCAGAUGAGGUGAUGCCCAAAGAGGAGGAGGAUUGUUGAUUAGAUGCUGUUAGAUCGGAGCCAAUAUUUUGGGAUGGCCAUGGUCACAAGUUUCUCAAAUUCUGGAGAUUGAGAGGCCACGUGGGUGAACCCGAUGUUCUGCUUCAAGAUAUCGAGGAUGGGGAUUCAGUUGCAGCUAAAGAAAGAUGGUACACCUACAGCACCGAACAAAAAGCUACAGUCGAGAAAUAUAUUUCAUCUUUCAGGAAGUCCAUAACCCGAGGGGAUUAGCUGUUGAACCACCUGGCCAACCCAUUUGUAGGAACACGCAACACCAUGCCAUUCUUGAUCUGUUGCUUGGACUCUUCAUUUUUCAUGAAGUACCCAUGUCAGACACUUGGAUACGAGUAUAUGACCUCCAAGGAUCUUCCGAAUAUAUGGAAAAACUUUUUUAAAGAAAAAAU